ACAAAACAAAACGUACGGUCAUCUUCUUAGUUUAAUAAGCAGAGCUUGGAAUUGUUCAAGCUAAAUAAAAAAAAAAAAAAAAAAAGGCAAAGCUUGGAAUUGGACCGUAGAUUAGAAGCACGAACAGAGUUCCUGAGAUUUUCCCGAAUGCCAACAAAGUUGUGGAACAAUUUCGAAUCUACGACCGCUCUUUGAGAUUUUAGACACAAGCCAAAUAAAAAGCUCUCAAAGAUUCAAAUCACUGCCUCACUCUUUCUCGUCUUCCUCAAGGGCCAUGUCCAAACCGAACUUCCAGGAUAACUUAGUUAGCUUGGAGGAUAAAAUCAGGCAGCAUGAAGAUAACCUUAAAUUUCUUACAAACCAGACAAACCAGUUGGAUGAAUCUAUACUUGAUCUACAAGUGAGUCUAGUAAAAUAUCAUUCAACAAAUGAAGCUGGAACAGAAAAUAAAAAUGGUGCCUCUCACAACGAGGAGGAAACAAUGGAACAGAUAUUGCGGCAAGAAAAAAGUGCAGCUGGCAUAUUGUGCCAAUUGAAUUCUCAGCAUGCGUCUCAGGCAUUGAAUUCAGCAUUUUCCAAGGAUGUGCUGGGUAUUGUUGCUAAUCUUGCCCGAGUUGAUGAUGAUAAUCUUAGCCGACUUUUGUCAGAGUACUUGGGAUUGGAAACCAUGCUAGCAAUUGUCUGCAGAACGUAUGAAGGUGUUAAGGCUCUUGAGAAGUAUGAUGGUGAGGGCACUAUAAAUAGCAGCUCUGGUCUACAUGGGCUUGGAUCUUCUAUAGGGAAGAAAAUAAAAGGCCGCUUUGUUGUCAUAUGUCUAGAAGAUCUGAGACAUUAUGUUGGUGGUUUUAUAGCUGAUGAUCCACAAAAGAAGCUUGCUCUCCCGAAGCCAAGAUUACCAAACGGGGAAUGCCCAGAUGGCUUUGUUGAUUAUGCAGUGAACAUAAUCAGUUUGGAGAGCAGAAACCUAACUUGUCUCACUGGCACAGGGCAUGGUCUGAGGGAGACACUGUUCUAUAACCUCUUUUCUCGCCUGCAGAUAUACAAAACCAGGACCGAGAUGCUAGUUGCCCUCCCAUGUAUCCAUGAUGGAGCCCUCUCUUUAGAUGGUGGGAUGAUUAAAAAGUCUGGUAUAUUCGCACUGGGAAGCAGGAAAGAUAUGGAGGUAAAAUUCCCAGUGAUCACUGGAGAAUCUGAUGUACCAGCAAGCUACAUCAAAACUGAGAAUACAAUAAGGAUGCUGAAAUGGGAGCGAACUUGUAUCGCUGGGGAUAUCAGAAGAGAAGAAGAACUGAUAAAGCAAGUUAAAGCAAACUUCCAAGGACAGACAUGAUUUAUUAUUUUAUCGUAGCAGGUGCUGCCUCAUGGAUAACAUAUAAAACUCAUGCUGUCCUAUGAAAUCAAAGUUAUCAUUCAUUUUUGUAUUAGAAUGAAUGUUACCAUGUUUGUAUGUUUACGUUUGUGUUAAAGAUCUCCACAGUACAAAUACAUUCCUAGUUAAAAUUUUGAGUUA
This is a messenger RNA of Ziziphus jujuba (common jujube), 1510 nucleotides long. RefSeq names its product protein DEFECTIVE IN MERISTEM SILENCING 3. Bases 275 to 1330 code for a protein of 351 amino acids. The transcript is spliced from 6 exons. Lineage: Eukaryota; Viridiplantae; Streptophyta; Magnoliopsida; Rosales; Rhamnaceae. The record is from RefSeq and is a predicted model, not a curated record.